Messenger RNA from Bufo gargarizans (Asiatic toad), 2408 nucleotides. Its product is annotated as angiopoietin-related protein 3-like. Gene Ontology annotation, biological process: triglyceride homeostasis; regulation of lipid metabolic process. NCBI's taxonomy places the organism in Eukaryota, Metazoa, Chordata, Amphibia, Anura, Bufonidae. The transcript has 4 exons. The record is from RefSeq and is a predicted model, not a curated record. The coding region runs from base 526 to 1176 and encodes 216 amino acids.
UGCACACACACACACAUAUAUAUAUAUAUAUAUUAGAUGGAUGGAUAGAUAGACAUAGAUAGAAAUAGGGCAGCUGGCUAGAUGGAUAGAUAAACAGACAUACAUACUUACAGAGAAGAGGAAGCACUAAAAACAAAAAGAAAGCAAGAAAAAAAAUGAAGUUGCUCAAAUUAAAAUGUCAAAAAAUGAAUAAUUCCUAAAACUAAAGUAUCUUGCUUUGUCCUGGAUGUUAGCAAACAAGCAUCUACAGUAGAACUUGAAAAGGAACGUUUUACUCUACUUGUUGUCUCCUCCUCUUUACUUCAGAUACAGCAUGGUACUUCCAUUCUUACCGAAGUGUCUCAGUGACAGAUGUUUUUUUAGCUACACUCAGGACAGCUGCCAUCUGCUAGCAAAGAGUUAAACUGUGGAAUUUACAGCACACUGAUUUUGCCUGUCUUGCUGUCUGCUCAUAGAAUAAGAUCUCCUGCCUGAGGAGUAGAAGGACCAGAACGAUUUCUUCUUUUGUGAUCUACAAUUCAGUAAAUGUACACAAUGAGAAGCACAUUAUCUUUGCUUUACUCACUGUGUUUUUUAGCUCCACCAAUUCAGGGAGCUCGAGCAGAAUUGAACUUAUACCCUCAAGAUGAAAUCAGACUACUCUCUGAAGGUCUUCUCCAGAUUGGGUCAGGAUUAAAAAGGGAAUUCAACCAUACAAAGCAUCAAAUCAAAAGCAUUUUCCAGCAACUUCAUAACUUCAAUACAUCACUGGCAAAACUGUCUGGGCAAGUAAAUCAAGCAACUAAACUUGGAGAACAACUGGACCAAAAAACAAGAAACUUUGAAGAAAAUGCUAAGAUGUAUGAGAUGCUUGCAGAGAUUUCAGACGAACUAGCUAAGCUGAAGGAAGAAGAAGCUUCACUGGACAACAAGAUCAAGCCUUUAGAAAACAAGAUCCAAAUUGCUCUGGAUAAAAGGAAUGAAAGGGAAUCUCUUCUCAAUGCAUCAGAUAUUAUGGCAUCAAUUGAAAGGCAAAACAUGCAAAUUCUUUCCCUGCAAGCAAUAGUGGACAGUCACCAAGACAAAAUCAAUUCCCAAGAAGAUAAAAUUCAAAGAUUACAAAAGAAGGCCCAUUCAAGAAAAACGAAGUCCAAAAAGAGACGCAAUCUAGGUGCUCGGGAGAACAGUCAAAUCUGAGUGCCAUAUAUCUCAGAUGGAAUUACCUGCUACACUCAGACUGGAAGAACGCAUAGAACUUCAAUGACACGAAGUGGGAGCACUGCCCAUCUUUGUCACACUACUAGAGACUUUUUAGCUUUAUGAAGAACUAAGCUAUAAUUUAUUUCUCUGGAACUUCCUGCAAUGAAUUUACAAAGCUGGACAACUCCAGUGCUUUAUUCUAACUAGAUAACCCAUCGGUGUUCUCUUCUCUGCAUGCUUUAUUUCUCCUCAGUAGUUGAAUUCAUUAGACCAUGAAUGGUGACUCUUUUCUAAUUGGAGAAAAGUGCAUUCCGAUCAUCUGUGUAAUGAUACAUUGGUUCAACGCUGGUACGCCUGGUAGCUUCAAGGUUGGUAAAGAGAAUGGUGACAACUUUGGAUCGAUAAAAUGGGUUGCGGCUAAGCUUGUUGCACAUAAUUUUGUAAUUAGAGUAGAAUAUCUUCUGACAUCUACAUGCCUUUUUUCAAAGUUACUGAUCAUGGUCGCUUGACUACAUGGGGCAUUAACAAAAUUAGGUACUGAUGCAGCUUUUCAGGCAGCUCAAAUGUAUAAAGUAAACCUUAUAAAUGUUGCAAAAUGCCAGAAAGAAGUCUGCUGACCAUGUAAAGUUUCAUUUCUUAAGUAUUUAUUGGCCACAAGCAGUAUGGCUGCACUACAUAAUCAUAUCUACUGAAACAUGUAUGGAGAUGGACUCCUGUAUGACCACAAUCCAGGAAGGUUACUUGAUGUUGAAUUGAUCACAAAACGGAAGGAUCUCCCUGCAGCACAUACUCAUGAUAGGUCUCCAAUGCAUAGUCUUGGAAGUGGACAAUAUUCUACUAGUUUAAAACAGAAUAAGAGAGUUGUUGAGGCAACAGACUAAAGGAUUAUUGGGGGAGAGGGAGCAGUACCUGGUGUUUAGUCAACUGAAAGGGCAACCAUGCAUGGACUCCUGGAGUUCCAAAGGGGGCCCAGAACACAGUACUCAGGCUCUGUGAUGUCCAUAUGCCCUAAUAAUCACAUAGAUGGGGAUUUGUCCAGAAGGGUCAACCCCAUUAAAAACCAUACUGGGAUAAUAUUAUCUCAGUAUCAAUCGGGUCCCAGUUGCUGGAUCCUCAGUUACUGGUAAAUCUCUUUUAAAAAGCCCCUGUUCCCUCCAUGACAAAAACAACGUACAAUUUACUUUGGUUCCCAAACCUCCAAGACACAGAAAUAAAAAAAAUAAAAAACA